AUGUCUUCAUUCAAUCUAGCUUCAAUGCUAGGUUUAAAAAAUAGUUGCAAUAAUCCAUCAUUAUCUUGUUUAUUUGAAAAAUAUACGGAUACAUUUUCUAAAAUAUUCGGAGCAUCAAGUAAAUUACAUAGUUUAGAUGAAAUUCAACUUGAUAAAAUACUUAAAAUAUUAGAUUUAUGUAAUAUUUAUGAAAAACACGAAAAUACAUCAGGUUUAAAAUUUGAAACAGAAAAGAAAAAGAAAAUUUAUUUAAUUGAACAAUAUUAUAAAAAUCCUGAUAGUAGAGAUGUAGAAUUUCUUAUUAAUGAUUUUAAAAAGAAUAAUGAAAUGGCUGGAUCACCUAUUCAUGAUUCCGAACAAAGACAAAAUAUGUUUAAAACAAAGGAAAAUUUUCAAGCAUCAAAGAAAUCUCUUGAAGCUUAUUCUAAAACUAAAUUAUUUUUUGAUGAUGAUUUAAAUUCUAUUAAUAUUAAAGAAUUAGAUAAUAUUUUAAAAAUUGCUGAUGAAUCACUUAAAAUAUCACCUAAUUGUAUUGAAGCUUUUAAUAUAUUAGGAUUAUAUAAAUCUAAUAAUUAUGAACAAGCUUUAAAAUAUUUUAGAGAAGGACAAGAAAAAAAAGAUGAAUAUUAUUCUUCAAAUUUAAAAUUUAAUGAAAAAGAUAAUUGGACUAAACAUGAAUUAAGACAAUAUUUUAGAUCAAUUAUUGGAGAAGCAAAUAUUUUAAGAAAAAUGGGUAAAUAUCAAGAAGCCUUAGAUUCAUAUAAUAGAGCUGUAAAACUUGAUGCAAUUAUUCAUGGAUCUAUGGUUAGUUAUUGUAAUUUCCAAUAUAAUAUUCCUGAAUGUUUAAUGAAAUUAGGAAAAUGGAAAGAAGCAUAUGAUUUUAUGAAAAAAAACAAAGAUUUAUUAAGUUUAGCAUCUUCUAAGGUUUUACUUUGGAGUUUUGCACUUUGUGAUUUUAUGAUAAAAAAGAAAUCAUCAAAAGAUAAUUCAGUUGAAGAACAUGUAGAAUUUAUUGAAAGUGGAAGAGAAAAAGAUUCUGAACUUUAUGGAUCAAUUGCUGUUGCAGCACUUAAUUCACCAUUAGUAUAUGAAUAUUUAUUAGGUAUUAGAAAACUUGCAAAUGUAAGAAUACCAAAUUCAUUAGUAUUUUCGAGUGAUGAAUCAUCUAUUUGUUCACAAGCACAAUAUAUUUCAGAUCAUUUAGAUUUAUGGUUAUCAAAUCCAGAAGCUUUAGAAUGGGCAAUUAAGAAUGCAAAUAUAAUUAAUUCUCAUUUAACUUUAAAUAAUGAAGAAAAAAAGCUUGGAAGAAAAUAUUUUGAUAAUUCGAAACCUUUUGAUAAUUUUUUUAAAUUAUAUUCAAAAUUAUAUUUUCCUGAUUCUAGAGCUGAUGUAAAUUUAUAUUUAUUACAUUGUGCUGUUCGUGCUAAAAAUCUUGAUGCUGUAAAAUUAUUAGUUGAUCAAGGAGCUACAAUUUAUACGAAAAGUGAACCUACUCCUUUUCAUUUCGCAUGUUAUUAUGAUUAUGGAUCAGAUAUUGUAAAAUAUUUUUGUGAAAAAACAGGUACUCCUUUGAAAACUGUAAAAAUUAAGCAAAGUCCUUUAAUAAUGGCAAUUAAUCAAGGUAAUUGGAAACCUCUAGUUGAAAUUUUAUCAUAUCUACUCAAAAAGAAUAGUCUUACAAAUGAUAUUUUACAAACUUGUGUAAAAGAACUUUUUAAUACAAGUGUAUAUGAAUGUGUUAAAGGAUUGGAAAAAUGUCAAAGAUGUUAUAUGACUAAUGUACCUCAUUCUAAUGAUGUUUCAUUUGAAAAAUGUGUUGAUGCAAUUAUUUUAUUUGGAUUAAAAUUACUAAACAAAUUUUAUAUAGUUAUGAACAGAUCAACAUUUAAAAAAAUCAUUCAUGCAAUAUAUUGA
Molecule: messenger RNA, 1914 nt
Organism: Naegleria gruberi
Lineage: Eukaryota; Heterolobosea; Eutetramitea; Acrasida; Naegleriidae
Exons: 1
Coding region: 1-1914 (637 amino acids)
Molecular function (GO): protein binding
Source: RefSeq, a predicted model, not a curated record